Molecule: messenger RNA, 954 nt
Organism: Tupaia belangeri chinensis (Chinese tree shrew)
Lineage: Eukaryota; Metazoa; Chordata; Mammalia; Scandentia; Tupaiidae
Product: olfactory receptor 13C7
Exons: 1
Coding region: 1-954 (317 amino acids)
Biological process (GO): G protein-coupled receptor signaling pathway
Cellular component (GO): membrane
Molecular function (GO): G protein-coupled receptor activity; olfactory receptor activity
Source: RefSeq, a predicted model, not a curated record
AUGGACAGGCCUAAUGAGACCUCCCACGUGAUGGGGUUCAUUCUCCUAGGACUCUCUGCCCACCCGAAGUUGGAGAAAACCUUCUUCGUGCUCAUCCUGCUGAUGUACCUGGUGAUCCUGCUGGGCAAUGGAGUCCUCAUCCUGGUGACCUUCCUUGGCUCCCCCCUGCACACGCCCAUGUACUUCUUCCUGGGGAAUCUCUCCUUCCUGGACAUCUGCUACACAACCUCCUCAGUCCCCCUCAUUCUUGACAGCUUCCUGACCCCCAGGAAAACUAUCUCUUUCUCAGCUUGCUUUGGGCAGAUGUUUCUCUCCUUUGCCAUGGGAGCCACAGAGUGUGUGCUCUUGAGCAUGAUGGCGUUUGAUCGCUACGUGGCCAUCUGUAACCCCCUUAGGUACCCUGUGGUCAUGAGCAAGGCUGCCUACGUGCCCAUGGCUGCCGGCUCCUGGGCGGCUGGUAUCACCAACUCUAUAGUACAGACAUUCCAGGCAAUGAGACUGCCCUUCUGUGGGGACAACGUCAUCAACCACUUCACCUGCGAGAUUCUAGCUGUCCUGAAGUUGGCCUGCGCUGACAUCUCUAUCAACAUCAUCAGCAUGGUUGUGGCCAACAUGAUCUUCCUUGUAAUCCCAGUCCUAUUCAUCUUUGUCUCCUACGUCUUCAUCAUCGCCACCAUCCUGAGGAUCCCCUCAGCUGAGGGGAGGAAAAAGGCCUUCUCCACCUGCUCUGCCCACCUCACAGUGGUGGUCGUCUUCUACGGGACCAUCUUCUUCAUGUAUGGGAAACCCAAGUCUAAGGACCCCCUGGGGGCAGACAAGCAGGACCUUGCAGACAAGCUCAUCUCCCUCUUCUAUGGGGUGGUGACCCCCAUGCUGAACCCCAUCAUCUACAGCCUGAGGAACAAGGACGUUAAAGCUGCCGUGAGGAACCAGUGGCUCAGAACAGCCGAGUGA